Messenger RNA from Chenopodium quinoa (quinoa), 1498 nucleotides. RefSeq names its product coenzyme Q-binding protein COQ10 homolog, mitochondrial-like. Gene Ontology annotation, biological process: cellular respiration; ubiquinone biosynthetic process. NCBI's taxonomy places the organism in Eukaryota, Viridiplantae, Streptophyta, Magnoliopsida, Caryophyllales, Amaranthaceae. The transcript is spliced from 4 exons. The record is from RefSeq and is a predicted model, not a curated record. Gene Ontology annotation, molecular function: ubiquinone binding. The coding region runs from base 388 to 1128 and encodes 246 amino acids.
CACACAUCGAAAAAGAAAAUUCCACUAAUAGAAAUUUAUUCACAUGAGAAUUGUGAAAAUUAAGAAGAUUACCUUUACGUCACCAACUUCUACAUUUUGGGUUUCAAAUACUGAGUAUUUUUUUUUUUUUUAAUAAAUAAAGAAACGAAAUAUCGGAAGCAAAAACGUGUGAUUUCAUCCCAGCUUCAAGCAAACUCGUUAGGGUUUGCUCAAUCUUCUACCAACUUUCUAUCUAUUUUUUACCCAACAAUUGAAUACACAAAACACUUGAUCAUAUCAAAUCAUUGAUUAUCCCUAAUUCAAUUUGAAGAUUAAUUUCUGCAAUUCCAACUUACUAAAUCGAUUAAUUCUCAAGAUUUUUCCCCAUUCCUUGUUGAUUUAAUCAAGAUGCCGAAUUUCUUCUCAGCAUUGAGAACAGCUGGGAGGAGCAGAAUAUUGCGACAAAACGACAUUAAACCAUUCAUUCGACAUCAGAAUCGUACAAUUGAUCUCGGCGAGAUUGGAAAUUAUGUUUCAGUUCGAUGUUUGAGCAGCAUUGCUGGAGUUGAUCGGUUUUGUUCUAGAGAUUUGAUUCAUCGUUCGAAUGAAUUGUUAAAUUCUAAUUAUAAUUUGCAGAAAAGAUGGUUUUUAGGGGUUGGAGAUGGUGAAGAAGGAACUCUUUCUAAGGUUCAUGAGGAAAAACUUGUUCUUGGGUACUCCCCUGAGCAACUGUUUGCUGUCGUUGCAGCUGUAGAUAUGUAUGAAGGUUUCUUACCUUGGUGCCAAAGAUCAGAAAUAAUUCGACAUCACCCUGAUGGAUCAUUUGAUGCUGAAUUAGAAAUUGGUUUUAAAUUUCUAGUUGAGAGUUAUGUUUCACAUGUGAUUUUGGACAAGCCGAAGUACAUUAAGACCACUGCAUCUGAAAGCAACCUUUUUGAACACUUGAUCAACAUAUGGGAAUUCAGGCCAGGUCCAACUCCAGGCACCUGUAAUGUUUACUUCUUGGUCGAUUUCAAGUUCCGUUCACCGCUUUACCGGCAGGUGGCAUCAAUGUUCUUUAAGGAGGUUGUAUCUCGAUUGGUCAGUUCAUUUACUGACCGCUGCCGAUUGAUAUACGGGCCAGGGGCAGCCAUUGAGCAAAAUGCGUAGGAUUUUGGAGUUAACUCACCCUGAUACAUCGGCUCUAGGCCAUCUCUAGAGAUAUAGUUGAAUCAAGUGAAACUUUUAGGAGGCUGUAACCUUGCAUCUCAUUCUUUAGAUUUUUGUUAAUCACAAAAUUGUAUCUUGAAGUAUUAUUGAGAUACUCUUGACAAUUUGGGAUUCCAAAUCGAGCCUUGUUAGUUUUUCAAUUCCUUUCUUUUGGCUGCUGAGACUUGCAUGAAGACCCAAUGGAGGCUUCUGAUGUACAUUUUCCCCUAAAAUUAAGGAUUAGACAAAGCCACGAGGCCUGUGAUCCUGUACAAUAAUACAUAGGUAUGUAUAAUGUUGAACUUAAUCAGAUUAGAUUGUUUCGAAACAA